UGAUGAAUGUAGAAGAAGUUUCUAGAGCUCUGUUGGGCUGAGGCAGCUGCAGGCUAAGCUAGCAGGGUUGGAAGCUGUCCGCGGAGAUGUUCGGGUGUCUGGUGGCCGGCAGGUUGGUUCAGACUGAUGCGGUGCAGGUCGCCUCUGAUAAAUUCGUCUUUAAUCUGGCGGAUUAUGAGAAUGUGAACCACGUGGUAGUGUUCAUGCUGGGGACCGUGCCUUUCCCCGCCGGAAUGGGAGGAGCCGUCUACUUCUCCUUCCCGGACCUGGUGAGCGGCGCUCCGGUGUGGCAGCUGCUCGGCUUCAUCACCAACGACAAGCCCAGCGCGAUCUUCAAGAUCUCCGGCCUCAAGACUGGGGAGGGCGGGGCUCAUCCUUUCGGCGUGAUGGCCUCCGUGUCACCGUCCGUGGCCCAGGUCGGCGUGUCCGUGGAAACUCUGGACCAGCUGGCACAGCAGAUUCCGGUGUCCAGCGCCGCCGUGUCCACGGUGGACACGUUCAUGCAGUUCACGCAGAAGAUGCUGGACAGCCUCUACAACUUCGCGUCAUCGUUCGCUCUGUCCCAGGCGCAGAUGACGCCGAACCCCACGGAGACCUUCAUCCCCUCCAGCUGCAUCCUCAAGUGGUAUGAGAACUUCCAGAGAAGGAUGGCUCAGAACCCGAACUUCUGGAAAAACUAAAUAAAAUCGGAACCAGAUGCAGUGCCUGCAUGGGAACAGUUUCGGACCCGCUCUCGGUCCCCACGGUGGCCAUGUGUGGGUUUCUGUGAUUGAGUGGGUCUGUGGAGAAAAGCCAGAACAGACUCAGAGUGCCUGCUGCUGUUUGAACAUCUGACAUGGCUCCUACAAAGGUUUCCUCCGCUUGUUUUCAUGUUCACUAAUUCACCAAAGCUUUGCUACCAACACAAAUGAUUCCUAAAUAAAACCUGAUCUGCCCUAAAACUCACCAUGUACUUAGUUUUUCCAUCAACAUCAUGUUCCCAUGAGACGGAACAUUUAAUUUAACGGGACAGAAUCUUUUGAAAAAUGAAGCUGUGCCUUUCAGUCAGAGUGCUCUCCAUAAGUGGGACUAAAGGUUAAUUAAACUGGACAUAGAACCCAUGUUCCAGUCACUGCACUAGAGCUUCACAGGGUUCCUACUGGAGCGUUUCACCUUGCAAAAUCUGCUGAGAAUGUUUUCAAUAAACACUGGUUACUUACUUUACUUUAAAUAAAGCAUGUUAUCCUUUUAUUUU
Messenger RNA from Fundulus heteroclitus (mummichog), 1234 nucleotides. RefSeq names its product heat shock protein nuclear import factor hikeshi (gene hikeshi). The coding region runs from base 87 to 680 and encodes 197 amino acids. NCBI's taxonomy places the organism in Eukaryota, Metazoa, Chordata, Actinopteri, Cyprinodontiformes, Fundulidae. The record is from RefSeq and is a predicted model, not a curated record. Gene Ontology annotation, cellular component: nucleus; cytosol. Gene Ontology annotation, biological process: protein import into nucleus. Gene Ontology annotation, molecular function: Hsp70 protein binding; nuclear import signal receptor activity. The transcript has a single exon.